Cyprinus carpio (common carp) is the source of this 596-nucleotide messenger RNA. RefSeq names its product transmembrane protein 14A (gene tmem14a). The record is from RefSeq and is a predicted model, not a curated record. Gene Ontology annotation, biological process: regulation of heme biosynthetic process. Gene Ontology annotation, cellular component: mitochondrial membrane. NCBI's taxonomy places the organism in Eukaryota, Metazoa, Chordata, Actinopteri, Cypriniformes, Cyprinidae.
CUGGCGUCAUCAUGUCGUCAGUUCCUUGUUAUGAACUUCAGCGCAGAGAUCAGAUCAGACGAGACUGCUGCUGCUUGUCAGUGUAGCUCGUGCACAACUCCGGGCCGCUCUUUUCCAGCUGUUUCACCAUAAAUACCCGCGGUUCACUCGCGAUAUUUGCUCUCUAGCACAGAAUGGCAGUGGACUGGUGGGGCUUCGCCUAUGCUGCAGCUCUUGCUCUGGGCGGCUUUAUGGGCUAUAAAAGAAAAGGAAGUGUGGUGUCAUUAAUUGCCGGGCUCUUCUUUGGAAGUGUGUCUGCGUAUGGAGCAUAUAGAAUAACAAAUGAUCCACACGAUUACUGGAUCUCUCUGAUUGCCGCCGGUGUUCUGACUGUUGUGAUGGGAAUGAGAUUCAGGAAAUCUGGGAAAUUAAUGCCUGCAGGAAUCAUGGCAGGGCUGAGCCUCCUCAUGGUUUUGCGACUUUUGAUCUUCUAAGAGCUCGUGGACAGACCACACGAGGACCUUUCCCACAACAUCUACUGGACAGUUUACAUCAGCAUUAUCACUUUUUAUCAACAAAUUGUAUCUUGUACAUUCCAAAUAAAUCUGUCCAUUUUA